CACUUGGUGAAGUGCACCAAAACUCGCAGUAUGCCGUGAAGUUCCGUUACGUUAGGAGCCUCCUGUCAACCGAGUUCCUCCCUCCAAAAUGAACGCCAACUACGAGCGCUCGCUGGCCAUCGUCAAGCCGGACGGCAUGAAACACCGGGACACCAUCGGGCGUCGCAUCCGCGAGGCCGGCUUCACCAUCGUCCAGUCGCGAAUCGUCCGCCUAACGCCGGAACAGGCUUCGGAGUUUUACCGAUCGAAACAGACGGAGCCGAACUACCACGCGUUGAUCGUGGCGCUGACGGAGGGUCCCAUCGAGGCGCUGUGCGUGUCCCGGAUCGAUGCCAUCGCCGAGCUGCUGUGGCUGGUCGGUCCGGAACGGCACCAGGAGGCUGUGAGAGCGGCUCCGGGGUCACUGCGGGCCAUGUUUGCCGACAGUCGGGAUGAGUUGCGGAAUGCGGUCCACGCGAGCGAAGAUCCGGAAGCGGCUCGCGCUGAGAUACGGUUCUUCUUUCCUACGCUGCUGUUGGAACCGAUCUUCAGCGAGCAGCGUCAGCACGACUACUUAGCGGCGAUGGUCAAUCCAACUUUAAUGGAAGGCUUGCUUCUGCUAGCUAAGGAAAGACCUCCGGAACCGGUCCGGUGGUCGUCGGAUUGGCUACUGCUGAACAAUCCGUACAAGCCGAAGGUCGUUUCGGCGCCGGCUGAACCGUUGUACAACGUUGGAGGGCUGAAUCGUGGCUCGGUGGAUGGGAUUUCGCAAGUCCAGGGUGGCCACGUCGGAGCUCAGUCGGAGUGCGGGUGCAGCGAGUAUCGGGCAAAGGGAUUGUGCUCUUGCUCGUUGUCGACGAUUGCCGAAAUGGAGUGAAAUAAAAUGUCUUGAUCU
Messenger RNA from Culex quinquefasciatus (southern house mosquito), 874 nucleotides. Its product is annotated as nucleoside diphosphate kinase homolog 5. NCBI's taxonomy places the organism in Eukaryota, Metazoa, Arthropoda, Insecta, Diptera, Culicidae. The transcript has a single exon. The coding region runs from base 89 to 856 and encodes 255 amino acids. The record is from RefSeq and is a predicted model, not a curated record.